Molecule: messenger RNA, 7818 nt
Organism: Varroa destructor (honeybee mite)
Lineage: Eukaryota; Metazoa; Arthropoda; Arachnida; Mesostigmata; Varroidae
Product: hemicentin-1-like
Biological process (GO): cell-cell adhesion
Cellular component (GO): plasma membrane; cell-cell junction
Molecular function (GO): cell adhesion molecule binding
Source: RefSeq, a predicted model, not a curated record
UUAGGCAGCAGAGUUCUUUCUGUCUGCGAAUCAACCCCGCGUAAGAGUGCCACUAUCGAAGCCACCGAUGUGCGUUCAGUUCAUACGGAGAAACUUUCCAUAUACUACAACUACAUAUGCGAGGGCACACAAGACAGAAUCGCGUUGUACUGAGUUACUCAAACGCACGCGACCGAACAGUGUGCCGGCUAAACAGUAUCGGCAGGCACAGCCACAACAGAAAGCUUCGAUCUACGCGCUCUGUGAAGAAGUCGAACAAAGCGAGAAUCGUGUCCAAGACUCGGAUAGCCAACCAGUGGUCGCGACAACACUGAGCUAUACGGUCGGCGACAGCGGUGACACAAUUACAGGCGAGUCAUCGCCAUCGGCGCCUGUUAAAGACCUGGUUCAGCCGGUUGUUGUUACUUUAACAGCACAACCAAGCGACAGAGCUAAGAGAGGUUUCUCUUUGUGCUCUGUGCGCGAGGAGCCCUUUGCGUGACUGUGAUGAGCUCUUCUUUGCGAAUUGCAGAGAUCGGGUGUUCGGUCCUCACUGCCUGUGCAGCUCCCCUCUAUUACUCUGGCUAGUUUUCAGUACACAGCGUUUCAGAGUGUUAGCUCGUGCCUAGGGGCAGUGCUAGCUAUGCAAUGAGUCCGUCCAGUUCUUGUUUCAACGCAGAUUAGCUGUGUUAGAUAGAGUGUGUUGUCGACGGUGUUGCUUCAGAUUUUGAGCUGCAGUAGCUUAUCUACAGCGAACGUGGAUCGCGUUACUUCGUCAGCACCAGAGGAACUGCGAACGCUGAAGGGACUUCGUCCGAUCCGGUUUUCCCGUCCCCCUUUUCCUUUUGGGCUGGACGAAACUGGAGAUGAACAGAGGUCACUACGAAUGAAAAGACGGUGGCUCGUUGGCAGAAAGGAAGGGGACGUCGAAGCGCUACCGGUUAAUAGAGUCUAUUAGUGUCGUACUGUGAAAAGUGUUUUGAGGUGGUGUUAAUUGUGAGUUGUCACAGGAACCGGAAGUGUCAAAACAAUUAUCUAAACAUGAGAACGCAAAGCUGCAGCAGUGCACUACUGCUACUAAUUCCACUGCUCUUGAUCAACGGUAUGACGGUCAGUGGCGACGAUGAGGAACAAAUUAUUGGCCUGGACGGUGACUCUACCCGUUUGCCCUGUUUGGUCGACACGGCCCACUGUGGAGAUGUAUAUCUUAUUACAUGGUCGAAAUUCGUCAACGAUAUGUGGAAGCGCGUAUUCAUUUAUAGGGCGACGCGACAGACGGCCCUGCUCGAUCUUGCGGACGGUGCGACCACGAGGGCCGAUUUCUACAUAAAGAAUACAACAGCAAUUUUACAAAUUGCCCCGUUGCGUCUGACCGACGAAGCAAGAUAUAAAUGCGACGUCACCUACACGAAAGGCGGCUGUCCUUCACUCUCGUAUGCACAGCUCAUCGUGAGAGCAAAGCCUAAAGAUCCGAUUCUAGAGUUAAGUGGUGUGGAAUACACGGAUGGCUCGCCAGUGGGACCACUCCUUGAAGAAGAACAGUUUAAUGUGACGUGUACAACGCGGGGCGCUAAACCUGCCCCCGAAGUGAUCCUGUACCAAAACGAUGAAGUUCUUAGGACUGCUUUGGAAACAUCAACCGAAGAUGGUUAUAUUACAUCAGUUGUUACCUAUUCGAAUAUAUUUAACAGGAAUGACAUCCGGUCAAGAUUUCGAUGUGAAGUCCGACACGUUACCUUCCCUGAGCCGAAACGUAUCGAAGUUAAUAUCACACUUCACUUAAAACCACGCGAUAUCAGCUUGAAGCCCCCGUUAAUGAACAUCCCCGAGGGCGGUCGCAUGAUAUCGACUUGUGUCGUACAGGGCGCGAAUCCCCCGGCGAACGCCAUUUGGUAUCGCCAGGGUAUCGAACUGGGUUCUCAACCUCCGUCAUCUCAUACUCGAACCGAAGACGACACGUUCGACACAACUAGUGUACUUGAUAUUUCGGUCAAUCGCUAUGACCACGAUGUCGUAUUCGCGUGUCACGGGACCAACGAGGUCAUGAAACAGAAGGGUGCCAUUCCACUUAUGGAUAAUUAUACAAUGAGUGUACUUUUCACCCCGUUUGUGUGGAUCGAGCGGGCUAACAGUGAACCUGUCAAGCAGGGCACGGCUGUCGAUAUCAUCUGCAAUUAUACGGCAAAUCCAACCAAUAUCUUUGACUACACGUUUGCCAAGGACAACGUGACUAUCCACGCCGCUGACGACAAACUUUACGAACUCAUCCAGGAUCACAGUAACAGCUCAGCUAGCAACAGCCCGAUUCUGAGAAUCCUUAACGUAUCUAAGGACGAUCACGGAAACUACACAUGCUCCCUCAAGAACGAGAUGGGCUGGGGAAACUCGUCCAAUUCGGUUUCUCUUGAUGUCAUGUACCCACCAUCGGCAAAACUGGAGAUGAACCCAAUGACGGUGAAAGAUAUUGACACGAUGCCCAAAGACGUUGAAGUACUACUACGUUGCGAUGUUGAGGACGGCAAUCCCACUUGGACACACCGGACUCGUUGGUACCAUAAUGGAGUGCUUUUCAAUGAAACCUCCGAGUACGAGUUAGGGCUUCCUGGAUACCGAGACCAGGCAGGAAACUAUUCAUGUAGCUUGCUGAAUGAUGCUGAUUAUGGAAAUCUUUCGUUGCCUGUAUACCUCGACGUUGAAUAUCCACCUGGCGCUGCGCGUAUCGAGAUUGCAGAGCUAUACGCCGUUAAAAAUAAAUCAGUCACGUUACUAUGUCUUCUGGAUGGCGUGGGACACCCAGAUGUGCAUGCCUAUUCGUGGUAUGUCAAUGACACGUUCCUCGAUGAGACGAUUGCCAACAACUACACCAUCGACAACAUCUCUAUGGAUACCCAGCGUCAAUAUGGAUGCGAGGGCAAGAAUACUGUAGGCAGCGGCCCUCGGGGCUAUAUGGAUCUGAUGCAGUUUGCUCCUCCAGCUAUCGUCGAGCCACUUCCACCCGUAUUUGGAGCUCUAUUCAACGACUCGUCCAUUGAGCUACGUUGCCGAAUUGAGUGCAGUCCGGAGUGCAGCGUCCAAUGGCUCAGAACUCAUCCUGAUAAGGGGACGUACAAUCUUAUGUAUGAUCCGCUCUACACGAUAAAUACUAUACUGGAUCCCGCCAACAUAAGCGAAAACUACUUUUCUGGGGUGGUGUCAACGUUGCGCUUCAACCUGCAACUCUUUCCGAACGGUCUCCUUGACCUCAGUAAGGAUGGUACUCAAAAUAAAGACUUUAUCGUACACUACUCCUGUGUAAGCAGCGGUAAUUUCGUUGGACAAUCGGUUAAUUCAACUACAAAGUUUCAGGUUGAAUACGCUCCAAAUAACGUUCGCGUCAACCCAGAACGCCAAAAUGUUCGCGUCGGAGACCGCCAUGAACUGGUUCAGUGUCGAGGCAAGGGCGUUCCUCCGCCUCAGUAUCAAUGGUUCUUUAAUGGAGAGGUUGUGUCGAACAGUUCCCAACUGCCGCCUGAAUACGAUCUCAAAAAGGAUCAUCAUGGCAAUUAUACAUGUAUUGCUUCAAAUAAACAUGGCCAGGCAACAAAAGUAGCUUACAUCAAUAUUGUCUAUAAACCGUCGUGCCAAAUUCAACCCGAAAGCUCAACGGGCGACGACGACGAGCCGGAUCGUCUCGUAUGCCGGGUCGAUGCUAACCCAGCUAAGUUCUCUGUUAAAUGGGAUCGCAAUAAUAAACCCCUCAAUGACAAAAACGUCAUUAUUGAGGGGAUGUCGGCGGUGCUUGUUCGGGACCCCGACACGGAACGGUUCCACUUGGGCGAGUAUCGUUGUGCGCCAAACAACUCGAUCGGCUUCACGGAGUGCGCCUACAAUGUUGAGGGCGCGGCCACACUGCCUGCCGGUCUCGUGUGGAUCGUUCUUGCUGUCAUCAUUAUCUUAUUGCUGCUAACAAUUAUAGUUUUGUUGAUCUGCCUCUUCCGACGGAAGAUAAAACAACCUGACCCAUAUGAUAUAAACAGCGGUAGUUAUGGAGGUGGGCCUCCCGGCACUUAUCAGAACAUUACCAAGGACCGUGCCCCACCUCCUUUACCACCCCAAGGCAAUCCGAACGCGGUUGCGCCAGCUUACGAAAACAUACCCUACAAGCGACCACAACCUAAAAAGCAAAUCGGUGCCGGUGAAGACCUGGUCUAUGCCGACCUAUACGAAGACAUUAAGGCCGGCCGCAUACCGGACCCACGAACAACCCAGCCUGACCUACCUCCAAAAAAAGAGCUGGUUUCCACGCCACCGUUGCCCCCAAAAGCGCCCGCAAGAAAAUCCAGACAAUAAAUAGCCGCUUCAAAUAAAACUGUUCACAGACAGAAUGUAAAAGAACUGUCCAUACCUAGAAUAUCUCGAGAAGUUUUGACACGCGGAUACACAGGUGGGGCGAUAAAUUCGAAUAAUAUAGGGCAUAAAAAACGAAAUACAUGAUUCUUUUACCGUUGAUUUAUUAUCAGUGAGCUGCACUGAAGGCACGAAUAGUGCCUUAGCUAGUGCUGCAUGUCAAGGGGGAGAAGAGACUGCGAAGUGUUGUCUAACGGCGUGGAAAAAAUUGUGGGUCACAGGCAAGUUCCCUGUCGCUCUGGCAAGCUUGGCUGCGAGCAACCUUAUGUCAGGGAAUCGCUCGAUGAUCGUGUAUAUAGAAAGGUUAUGUCUCGAUGUUACUAGAUAUUGAAUAAAUGUAUGUGAGAUUAAUAUGAUACAAAAUCUCGCAGUUACUGGCACUGUUAAAUUCGUUGCCUAACCCGCUGAUUCGUCGGGAUAGUAAUUGCUGACCCUUCAUCUUCACGAGCACAGGAACUCGCUUGAGGGACUUUCUUCGACUCUUCAGUUUGCUCCUAAAUUGUUUUAGCCCAUUAAAUUAUAAUCUUGUAACACAUUAGAUCGUCGUAAUUUCACAUAAACCAAAUGAUAACGAAUAAAGUGAACUAGUUUUCGAACCCCCGCCUUCUUCCCAUAUGCUGUAUUUGCUAAAAUUGAAUAUCUCACUAUGAAACCCCCAAAUUCAUUUGAUCGAACCUAACGUAUCGUAUGCAACAAAUGCGGUUAUUACUGGCUAGCCUUUAGGAACAGUAGGGGAAGGGUAAAAGUGUCCGAAUUGUAAAGGUGUCUCACGUCACCCGUUGGUGCAGCGAGGUAAUGGAUCGGUGUCUUGGCAUUGGCGUUUGAUCGCCUGCCGCUAAUGUGUGAGGGAAAAUGGGGUAGUCAGCCGUUAGAGUUAGUUAGCUCUUUGCGGCCAUCUAAACAAACUACGAAAACAACUAGAAAAUAGAUAAAGUAGCAGCAGGCAGCGUGAGCGUCGUAAGCAACCGCGCCAGUAAUAGUUAUGAUACGAUAGCGCGCACAAGACAGGCAGUAUGAACCCGCCCCAUCGCGCGGACAAAAUGUUUGCGCAUUUGAGGGCAACGCAGAAAAACCCCUUCUAAAGAACAAACUUUCUCGCCUAGUCUGUCUCCUUAUAGAACGGCGAAAGGAACCAAUAGAUUAUUUCCAAUAUCGUAGCAUAUUCGUCUUCUUCUGAUUCUGCCUGUUGAGUACGAGCUGCAUAUAACCAGUUCUUUUUACUCUGCGCCCUUAGGACAAUAAGGGUUUGAAUGUAUGUUUUAACAAUGACUCCGACGUUCUUGAUUUAACUUAGCUUUACAAAAGCCGUUGGCUUAGCUUGACGACAGACGCCGUGGUAAAAAUGACAUCAAAAGGAAAAAACACUUCGGUGUGAACUUUUAAGUAGUAAAUCUUUUUCAAACUAAUAAGUUAGCGGAAUAACCGCAAGGAAGUAAUGUGUUGAAAUGCUACAGUGAAGGCCUAGCUGCAAUAGGACAAGUAUGCCGUUCACAAAAUCACCACUUCGUAAUAUUGGAAUAGAGUAUUGAAUCACAAUAACGGAACAAUUGAUAUAUUAGCGCUACUGAAAUCGUGUGACUAUCUCUUCCCUAUAGGAGGGGACGCUCUCAUUUUCUGGCCCAACUCCAACCUACUAUGACUGUCUUAGUUAACCGCACGGCUGUUGUUGUUGUUGUUUAUAUUGUCGUAUUCCUGAAAACGAAGCCUUGAUAGCGUAUUAUUCAAUAGAACGUGUUACAUAGUGCGUCUGAAGGAAGAAGGCAGGUUUUCAAUUGAGCUACCGUAAUAGAGCGAAACUAUGAUACUCAUAUCAACUCCAUGUCCUCGGUUUCAACUUGAAUAACGUACUUUAAAAGGCCAGUCACGGCAGCUGUCUGUCUGGCACAUGAUAGUAUAGACCCAUCUGUCACUGACGGAGAUACCCUCUCGCUAAAGUAAGAACAGAAACUAGAUAUUUAUUAGAAUCCUCGAUUCAAGGCCUUUAUUGUGUCCAAGAAACAGUGACUAGGACAUAUGUAUGCCCAAUACACGCGAGUGCCUAGCACGCUGUGUAAUUUAUUUCUGACUAAGAUACAUCAGAUGAAGAACGCCGAAUGGGUUGAGGGCAGCGGUGGCUUGCUGGCUUUCUCGGUAUGACGAAGUGUGUUCCUUAUCUGUAUGCGUCCGUAGAUGUUUCAACAGCAAAAGCAUUGUGAACUAUCUGGAAAUCUAGAAAAUGAUCUGGAAUAAUGUCCAUGAUGAUGAACAGUUGUUUGUUGAAAAUAAUUUAAUAUUAAACAUGUCAGAAUAUACAGAAGCAGUUGUCUGAUAGCUGCUGAUUGUAUCGUUAAACAUCAGAAAUAAACAAAUGUAAUAGUCAAUGCAGUGUCGGUCUACAACGGCUAUGUUCGGUGUGAGCAAUAGGAAUUAUUAUUAUUACCAAAUUGAAAAAUCAGCACAAACGCACACACAGAAUAUAUGAUACUGUUUCAAUUUGUUGAGGCGCGCGUCACAGCUUUCUUCUCUACCGGAUAAAGUAUUGGUGUACCCUAAGCGACUGUAUGGGCCUUCGUGCUUGCGACAAUAAGCAUUUGUAGAUGUUAGCUCACGUGCCUUGUAACUUCGAAGUUAAGUUUAUUAGGUAACAACGACGCGUUUGCAGGUGUUCCAUCGCACAGAGUCGUCGUUCGCGUGGUUGAGACCCGUGCCUGCGGCGUUGCGGUUCAAGCAUUGAUGUUAUUCAACUUUUUUUUACAACCAAUGCGGCUAUUCCAGGUGUAUUUGUCAUUACGAAACCCGCGGAUGGCUGUGUUAGGCGUGGUACUUUCUAGGACUUCCGUAAAGAUCAAGUUUGCCAUUCGAACGACGCCAAAAUAUGUGAUACCUCACUGCAGACAAUGCGCGGAAUUAAAGCCCUCUCGUUUGCGACACAAGAAGCCUAUGCCUAUUGAAUCGUCACUGCUUAAGGCUCACGAAGGUCAAGCGGACAAUUGCAGCAAGGAAAUUAGUACUCUAAGCGCAUAAAUAUAUCGUACCGCAUAUCCUAGCCGUUAAUAGUAAGGGUAACACAGUUACGUUUUCCGGUCAUGCCUAUUACAAUAGUAAACAUUAUAGCUUGUCUACGUGGAUAAUAUUCGAAUUGUUUGAUCUUGUUCGAUCCCUCAAACAACGGUGAAGUUUGAGGCCUAUUUGCAUUCAUAUGUUGCUCACGCGAAAAUCGAAUAUGCUUUAGAAGGAAGCACAAUUCCCUGGACGUGAGUCGAACGGCUCGACCCACGAUUAAAUGCAGUCCGCCUGGGUACCAUUCGGGGUCGAGCUUCCAAUUACAUGAUGUUCCAUAAGAUAAUUUUUAAGAAAAUUCCUUAAGAAAAUUAAGUAAAGCUCUAAUUCAACAUCGUGGUAAAUCCGUUUAGGUCAGAUCGCGACAUCUAUAGAGUCGCAUAGUGUUGGCCCGUAGAAUGGUAGAUAUUUUGU